Messenger RNA from Cyprinodon variegatus (sheepshead minnow), 2292 nucleotides. RefSeq names its product metabotropic glutamate receptor 8-like (gene grm8a). The record is from RefSeq and is a predicted model, not a curated record. Gene Ontology annotation, molecular function: group III metabotropic glutamate receptor activity. Gene Ontology annotation, biological process: regulation of synaptic transmission, glutamatergic; G protein-coupled glutamate receptor signaling pathway. Bases 107 to 1999 code for a protein of 630 amino acids. NCBI's taxonomy places the organism in Eukaryota, Metazoa, Chordata, Actinopteri, Cyprinodontiformes, Cyprinodontidae. The transcript is spliced from 11 exons. Gene Ontology annotation, cellular component: membrane.
UGUGUGUAUUGCCCAGUCUUUAAAGAUUCCCAGAGAGCCAAGGCAGGGGGAGUUUGACAAGAUCAUCAGGCGCCUCCUGGAAACAUCCAAUGCCAGGGCCAUCAUCAUGUUUGCCAAUGAGGAUGACAUACGGCGAGUUCUUGAUGCAGCUAAAAGAAACAACCAAACUGGCCAUUUCCUUUGGGUUGGAUCAGACAGCUGGGGGUCCAAGAUCUCUCCUGUGAUUGGCCAAGAGAGAGUGGCAGAGGGAGCAAUCACUAUUCUCCCAAAACGAGCAUCUGUGGAUGCAUUUGACCGGUAUUUCCGCAGCCGCUCCCUGUCUAACAACAGAAGAAAUGUCUGGUUUGCUGAAUUCUGGGAAGAGAACUUCAACUGUAGGCUUGGGAUGCACGGCAAACGGCCCGGUGUGCUAAAAAAAUGCACAGGUUUGGAGAAGGUGGGCAGGGACUCCAGCUAUGAACAAGAAGGGAAGGUUCAGUUUGUAAUGGACGCUGUUUAUGCAAUGGCACAUGCUCUGCAUCGCAUGCACCGGGAGCUCUGCUACGGCUAUCCAGGCCUCUGUCCGCGCAUGGCUAAUAGCAUUGAUGGGAAAGAACUGCUCAGCCACAUCCGUGCAGUCAAAUUCAAUGGAAGUGCCGGUACACCAGUAAUGUUCAACGAGAAUGGAGAUGCUCCGGGAAGAUAUGACAUUUUCCAGUACCAGAUUACAAACAGAUCCACAGCUGAGUACAGAGUCAUUGGCUCCUGGACCAACAAAUUACAUCUGAGGAUGGAGGCAAUGCGUUGGAAGACGGGUGACCCGUCCCUGCCAGCCUCCGUGUGCAGUUUGCCAUGUCGUAUGGGCCAAAGGAAGAAGGUUGUGAAGGGAGUGCCCUGCUGUUGGCACUGUGAAAGCUGUGAAGGAUACCACUAUCAAGCCUCUGAGUUCACAUGCGAACUGUGUCCUUAUGAGAUGCGACCAGAUACCAACCGAACAGGGUGUGUUCCAAUUCCUAUCAUCAAACUGGAGUGGCACUCCCCUUGGGCCGUUGUACCAGUCUUCAUCUCCAUGCUGGGGAUUAUCGCCACCUCUUUUGUCAUAGUUACCUUUGUGAGGUACAACGAUACACCCAUCGUCCGAGCAUCCGGCCGAGAGAUGAGUUACGUACUCCUGACUGGAAUCUUCCUGUGCUAUGCCAUCACAUUCCUAAUGAUCGCAACGCCGGAUGUGGGUGUUUGUUCACUGCGGAGGAUUUUCCUGGGCUUGGGCAUGUGUUUCAGCUAUGCUGCACUGCUCACAAAGACGAACAGGAUACACCGCAUCUUUGAGCAAGGGAAAAAGUCAGUAACAGCGCCCAGGUUCAUCUCUCCUGCCUCGCAGCUAGUCAUUACCUUCUCCCUAAUCUCAGUUCAGCUUCUUGGCGUUUUUGUCUGGUUCGCUGUAGACCCUCCCCACACCGUAGUGGACUAUGGGGAGCAGCGGACCCAAGACCCCAUGGCAGCCCGUGGAGUCCUGAAAUGUGACAUCUCAGACCUCUCUCUCAUCUGCUCUUUGGGUUACUCAAUCCUACUAAUGGUGACGUGCACAGUUUAUGCCAUUAAGACACGAGGCGUACCUGAAACCUUCAACGAGGCCAAGCCCAUCGGGUUUACCAUGUAUACCACGUGUAUUAUCUGGCUGGCUUUCAUCCCCAUCUUCUUUGGGACAUCACAAUCUGCAGAAAGGAUGUAUAUCCAAACUACCACCCUGACAAUCUCUCUCAGCCUUUCUGCCUCCGUAUCUCUGGGGAUGCUCUACAUGCCUAAGGUCUACAUCAUCCUCUUCCACCCAGAGCAGAACGUCCCCAAAAGAAAACGCAGCUUCAAGGCAAUCGUUACUGCAGCAACCAUGUCAGGAAAGCUGACCCAGAAGGGAGACCGACCAAAUGGAGAAGUCAAGACCGAGCUAUGUGAGAGCAUGGAGACCAACACUUCAUCAACUAAGACGACUUACGUCAGCUACAGUAAUCAUGCCAUUUGAAGGGACUACGAAGGGAGGGAGCGUGUCUUCUAGGGAGCCAAGUAAGAGAGGAGGUGGAGGGGAUCACAUCUGAUUUUGCCGAAAACCGGUGAAUGCACAGAGCGCCCAAUGGAAACCAAGCAUGAGACAUUUUGUAUUUGUUACCCAUCAGAACCACAGAGGUGGGACCACUCAAACAGCCAGUCAGUGUGCCUGCUUUGCUGCUACUCUCAGCUCAUUGGUCCUGCCAUGAACUUACCUGUUUAAAGAAAGAAAAAAAAAUCUUUAAAAAAGUAAAAUAACACAGGACAAUG